Columba livia (rock pigeon) is the source of this 4566-nucleotide messenger RNA. RefSeq names its product axin 1 (gene AXIN1). Gene Ontology annotation, molecular function: ubiquitin protein ligase binding; beta-catenin binding; protein kinase binding. Gene Ontology annotation, cellular component: plasma membrane; beta-catenin destruction complex; nucleus. Lineage: Eukaryota; Metazoa; Chordata; Aves; Columbiformes; Columbidae. The transcript has 11 exons. The record is from RefSeq and is a predicted model, not a curated record. Gene Ontology annotation, biological process: cell development; positive regulation of proteasomal ubiquitin-dependent protein catabolic process; negative regulation of canonical Wnt signaling pathway. The coding region runs from base 433 to 2958 and encodes 841 amino acids.
CAAUGGGAUGGAAGGACCAGCAUUUGGUCCUGGCCGCAGCCAAUCAGGCUGGGAAGCCCAAGCUGCAAUAUAAAGUAAAGAUUCCCAUCUUCCAGCCACGCACUUGCCAAGAAAGGGAAAUAGGUUCAAGAGUCUGGGGAAAAAAAGUGCUCCGGCCGGCGGCAAGCGGGGCGGCUGCUCCCGUCAUGGCGGACUGCGAACGCCCGGGCAGAGUGGUCCUGCUGGGACAUGUGUGGACGGCGUCCCACCCCCGGCCCCCAGAGAGGAGCGGCGAGCCCGGUGGUCAGCAGCAUGGAGAGGGAGACUUGCGGGGUGCAGGCCCAGGGCAGGCCACAAAGCCAAACAAACUUGUUCCCCUUGGAUCUACAAAUAUUGGCCAUUUGAGAGUUGAGCUCAUCCUCCACCGUUCCUGCGCAAGCAAGCACCAGAAAAAUGAAUAUCCAGGGGAAAGGCUUCCCCUUGGACCUCGGAGGAAGCUUCACUGAGGAUGCUCCAAGGCCACCGGUUCCUGGUGAGGAGGGGGAGCUCGUGUCCACAGAUCCAAGGCCAGUUAGCCACGGUUUCUACUCCAGUAAAAGUGAUGUGGUUAGAAAUGAGACGUCCACGGCAACACCGAGGCGCUCCGAUUUGGAUUUGGGGUACGAGCCCGAGGGGAGUGCUUCUCCAACUCCACCCUACCUGAAGUGGGCUGAGUCGCUGCACUCCUUGCUGGAUGAUCAGGACGGUAUCAACCUCUUCAGGACUUUUCUGAAGCAGGAGGACUGUGCGGAUCUGCUGGACUUCUGGUUUGCCUGCAGUGGCUUCAGGAAGCUGGAGCCUUGCAUGUCUAAUGAGGAAAAAAGACUCAAGCUGGCAAAAGCCAUUUACAAAAAAUACAUCCUUGACAACAACGGCAUUGUGUCCCGGCAGAUCAAACCGGCCACAAAAAGCUUCAUCAAAGACUGCGUCAUGAAACUGCAGAUUGACCCUGACAUGUUUGACCAGGCCCAAACGGAGAUUCAGUGCAUGAUAGAAGACAAUACCUACCCUUUGUUCCUUAAGUCGGAUAUUUAUUUGGAAUACACGAGGACAGGUGGGGAAAGUCCAAAAAUUUAUAGCGAUCCGAGCUCGGGGUCUGGGACAGGUAAAGGGCUACCUGGUUAUCUGCCGACUCUGAACGAGGACGAGGAGUGGAAAUGUGACCAAGAGGCCGAGCCCAAGGCCAGCAGGGACUCGGCGCCUUCCAGCAGGCUGACGCAGAAGCUGCUCCUGGAGACGGCCAACCAGCGCGCCGCCUCGGCCCGGCGCUACAGCGAGGGCAGGGAGUUCAGGCAUGGGCCGUGGAGAGAGCCUGUUAACCCUUACUAUGUCAACACAGGCUACGCGUUGGCACCAGCGACCAGUGCCAACGACAGUGAGCAGCAGAGCAUGUCCAGUGACGCCGAUACGAUGUCGCUGACGGACAGCAGUGUAGAUGGGAUCCCACCGUACAGACUCCGAAAGCAGCAUCGCCGAGAGAUGCAAGAAAGUGCCAAAGCAAACGGACGCGUGCCACUACCUCACAUUCCGCGUACGUACCGAAUGCCAAAGGAUAUCCACGUUGAACCAGAGAAGUUUGCUGCAGAACUGAUCAAUCGUUUGGAGGAAGUACAAAAGGAACGUGAAGCAGAGGAGAAACUAGAGGAGCGCCUUAAACGCGUUCGAGCGGAAGAAGAAGGUGAGGAUGCAGAUAUCUCUUCUGGUCCCUCAGUCAUUAGCCACAAGAUGCCUUCCGCCCAAGCCUUUCAUCAUUUUGCUCCUCGUUACUCUGAGAUGGGCUGCGCUGGGAUGCAGAUGAGAGAUGCUCAUGAAGAAAACCCAGAAAGCAUCCUCGAUGAACAUGUCCAGCGUGUGAUGAAAACACCAGGCUGCCAGUCUCCAGGACCUGGCCGCCACUCUCCUAAGCCACGGUCCCCAGAAAGCGGCCACUUAGGAAAGCUGUCAGGGACACUAGGAACAAUUCCUCCAGGACAUGGCAAGCAUGCAACAAAAUCAGGAAUGAAACUGGAUGCAGCUAACUUAUACCACCAUAAACAUGUCUACCACCACAUCCAUCACCACAGCGUGAUGAAACCAAAAGAGCAGAUCGAGGCCGAGGCCACUCAGCGAGUGCAGAACAGCUUUGCUUGGAAUGUAGAUUCACAUAACUAUGCAACAAAGUCACGAAACUACACUGAAAACUUGGGCAUGGGCCCUGUCCCCAUGGACUCGUUAGGCUACAGCGGGAAAGCAAGUCUGCUCUCAAAAAGAAAUGUUAAGAAGACUGAUUCAGGGAAAAGUGAUGGUGCCAACUAUGAGAUGCCAGGAUCUCCUGAAGACGUGGAGAGAAACCAGAAGAUCCUUCAGUGGAUCAUAGAAGGAGAGAAGGAGAUCAGCAGGCAUAAGAAAACAAACCAUGGAUCUUCAGGUGCUAAGAAGCAGCUGUCCCAUGAUAUGGUCCGACCCCUCUCCAUUGAGCGACCUGUUGCAGUGCAUCCAUGGGUCAGCGCUCAGCUCCGGAACGUCGUCCAGCCUUCUCACCCCUUCAUCCAAGAUCCUACCAUGCCACCCAAUCCAGCUCCCAACCCACUCACCCAGCUGGAAGAAGCUCGCAGGAGGUUGGAGGAGGAGGAAAAAAGGGCUGGAAAACUCCCCCUUAAACAAAGGUUGAAGCCCCAGAAGAGACCAGGCAGUGGAGCGUCCCAGCCAUGCGAGAACAUCGUGGUCGCUUACUACUUCUGCGGAGAGCCGAUCCCUUACCGCACCCUCGUCAAAGGGCGCGUGGUGACGCUGGGACAGUUCAAGGAACUGCUGACCAAGAAAGGGAACUACAGGUAUUACUUUAAGAAAGUGAGUGACGAGUUCGACUGUGGUGUGGUCUUUGAGGAGGUGCGGGAGGAUGACACCAUCUUGCCCAUCUUCGAAGAGAAGAUCAUUGGGAAGGUGGAGAAGAUCGACUAGGGUGCCAUGGUGUGAGGACAGGACUGUGAAAGACUCCGGGACCGGAGGAGAGGGCCUGGGGCGGACGCUGGCAGUGCCGCUGCCACGGGUGCUGGAGGACACAGCCAACUCCGGCGCCGACCUGGGCGAGCUCCGGGCUGCCGGUGGGUGACGUUUCACCCCAUCAACCUGCCAGUGGGAGCCCGGGCUCCCUCUCCAUACCGACUAUAAGUGUAAUGUAGCAUUGUACAGUGCAUUAGAAAGUGUAAUAUGACCUUGUUUACUAAAGCUGCAUAUUUUUGAUAUAUUGUAAUAAAAGGAAAAUAUUUCCAAUGUCACAGUGCUCUUAUGUAAAUGUAAAACAUACAGGUACUGCAGAAUGUGCCCAAAGUGUACAGCCAUCCCUCAGACUCCGUUUGCUUCUCGCUUUCACGUCACCCUGCCCUGCUUCCCGGCGUGGGUGGCUUCGGAGCGCCGCCACUCGGGAGGGGCUGUGGUCCCAGCUCGCCUCUGAAGACUGUUGAGCCAUUUGGAACAAGUUGGUCUCUUGCCGCCCUGGCAGCUGCAGCGGCUGGACAUGGUAGGAUGAGGUUUUUUUUCCCUCCUGAGCUUUCUUGCGACUGAGUAAAUCCCUGAGGGAUAAAAGGGUUGAUGCCAGCUCUGGGGCUGCGGAUUUCCCUCAGUGCAAGGACUGGCGAGGAGCCAGGGUGACAGGCUGGGUGCUGGUGUUCCCCCGUGUGUGCCCUGCCCCUGGAGAAGUGUUCACCCCCCAGGAGGGUGCUGUGUCUCUGCAGAGCGCCAGCACCUGUGUCCCCAGCGCAGACAUGCCCAGGCCGCCAGCGCCAAGCUGCGGUCAGGGGACUCCCUUAGGAGAAACUUGGUAGGGGAGGGAACUGAAGAGACACUCAGUCUGAGGACAAAACCCAUCUUUUUAUGAGUCCUCUGUCUUUUGUUGGCUUGUGUCUCAGGAGAGGCAGCGUGAUGGCACUGCAGGCCACUGCCGAAUGCAAGGAGGGUGUUGGUGCCAGUUUGUGGGGCUCGUGAAGGGUCAGGGGACCCCAUGUGGCAGUCGGCACGCGGGGAAGCCUCCUGGGUUUAUUUGGCUGCAGGCCCUGUCCUCUCCCCGCUCCUUCAGACACCGGCGCUCGCCCACCCACACAAACUGGGGUGGCCCCUGAAGCCGGGGGUUCCACAUUGGCGCUCUCCCUGCCCAGCGCUGCUCACAGCCGUGGUGGUGCGUUGGAGCUGCUGGGGCCCCUGUGGCACCGCGCCGGGACGCAACUCAGCCUGUUGUACAUGUCACCGAGUGCCUUUAAAAUUAUGGUUCUGAGACUAGCCUAUAUGUGACAUCCAACAAAAUCCACAAUCAUAUUCAGCCCGGGAACAGCGUUAUGAGCGGUUCUCCCCCCCUCCUUUUUUUUUUUCAGUUCUGAUGGUGUUGUGUCUGGUGAGGUUGUUAACAUGCCCGGGAUUUCCGUCUCCCCCUUUUUUACUCAGGGGGUCCCCUGUAAAUAUGUACAGUGGCUGCGCGACUCUGGCAACGUCUCCUCUGCAUUCUCAUGUGCUGGCUUGUACAAUGAUCUUUUCAAAGGUACUUGGAUAAAUUGAAAUAAAACUCCUUGUCCCACU